AUGGCGGAUGCACUAUAUCUACCUGAAGAUAUUGUUCACCUGAUAUUUCUUCGAUUGCCUAGAAAACCAUUGUUCCGAUUGAAAUGUUUAUCAAAGCAUUGGAAUCGUCUGAUUUCAGAACACUUUAUAAAGUUGAGAUCAAGACGAAUGAUGUUUCUCCCCAGCCUACCUUUUCACGCAAUUGACAACACUGCCACAAGCGAGGACAUGACUCCAUCGAAGAUGAUCAAGCUUUCCUCUCCUUCAAUUAACACGGGAAGUUAUAAAGAGGUCACUAUUGUUGGAUCGUUCAACGGGAUAGUCCUUUUAGUCCUAGAAUAUUUAAAUACGAUCGUUAUCGAUCCCAAUUCUCCAUAUGGACAUCAUAUGAUCCUAUACAACCCAUUAUCUGGAGAGUUCAACACAGUUCCUCGCGGAGGAUCAUAUAAGUCAUAUAACUACUAUGUGUAUGGAUUUGGCUAUGGUACAGCCGCAGAUGAUUUAAAAAUUAUUAGAUUAAAAUAUCUUCGCUUCGGUAGUAAUUAUGAAUCAAAAUCUUUUGAGGUAUUUAGUCUUAAAACUUGGUCAUGGAGCAGACCUUCCAAGUUAACCGAUGACUCUUGCUUCUGCGACAGCUAUUCUUCAGGUAUCUUUGCAAAUGGAUUUUUGUACUGGAAUGCCACGAGAAAUUCGGGUUCCCCUCUUUAUUUGAUAGUGACUCUAAAUAUCAAGACGAUGGAGUUUUCAAGGAUAGAAAUUCCAGAUAGAUAUUGGAUGCAUCGUUUGGGUACAUAUAAGGGGCGACUUUGCAUGAUUUGCUCUCAAAAUAAUGUGGAAGGAUACGAAUUAAGGGUGAUGAACAAACCAUGGUUAUGCUCUUCGGAGUUAUGGUCAACAGUAUGUUCGUUUCCAUCCUCGUUAUUGCAUAUUGAUUUCGCAUCUGAUCUUGGGACGUUGUGUAUUCUGGAUGACGGGAGAUUGCUAACGUUGAAGUCGUGUAAUCAACUCAUCAUCUAUGACAUGUUGAAAGAUUCGUAUAUGGAGGUGGACAACUUGACGAGUUUUAUCCGAGUAGGGAAGUUGCAAUCUGUGGAAUACAUCCAGAGUUCGAUAUCACCAUCGGAUAUAUGUUCUGUUUUCAUAUAA
This is a messenger RNA of Helianthus annuus (common sunflower), 1125 nucleotides long. RefSeq names its product F-box/kelch-repeat protein At3g06240. Bases 1 to 1125 code for a protein of 374 amino acids. Lineage: Eukaryota; Viridiplantae; Streptophyta; Magnoliopsida; Asterales; Asteraceae. Gene Ontology annotation, molecular function: protein binding. The record is from RefSeq and is a predicted model, not a curated record. The transcript has a single exon.